Molecule: messenger RNA, 3067 nt
Organism: Micropterus dolomieu (smallmouth bass)
Lineage: Eukaryota; Metazoa; Chordata; Actinopteri; Centrarchiformes; Centrarchidae
Gene: proca1
Product: protein interacting with cyclin A1
Exons: 4
Coding region: 76-2619 (847 amino acids)
Biological process (GO): arachidonate secretion; phospholipid metabolic process
Molecular function (GO): A2-type glycerophospholipase activity
Source: RefSeq, a predicted model, not a curated record
GCUGCUCGAGAGCGCCUAAAAACGCUAGGAGCUGUCUCCGUUACGCGAGGUGCUGAAAGUGCCACUCGCCGCAUCAUGUGGUCGGUCUUCUUUGUCUUUCUGUCUUAUCUGGACAGAAACUUCGUAAAGGGCGACUUCCUGAGCCGCGCUUUGGACGCAGAGAAGGAGAGCAAAGACAUGUUCUCCAUGCUCAAUGGCACCUUUUGCGCAAAAAUGUCAACCGUCAGGGAGAAUUUCCUCUACCAGGUGUCAGACGGAGCCGAGGCGGUGCGCUCCGUUGUCAGUCCCGCCGGGAAGCUUGUGACCUGCUCUGUCGUUGUGAACCAGAUGCUGGUGAAAUCGUUCAUGCACGAGUGCAGGUUGGGACUGACAAGGCAGAGAGCCGGGCGGCAACUGGAGACGCGUUUUUCACGCAUGGAUGAAGCUAAACUGAUGUGCCGGGAUUUUAAAGAACGGUCGGAACGCAGAGGCAGGGUGAAGCGUCGCAGCGAUGACCCCGCGAUGAAAGAAAAGGUUUUAAAAAGAUCCAAGAGAGGCUUUACUUAUCCUGGGACCCUGUGGUGUGGAGCUGGAAACAUGGCUGAUCAUUAUGACCAGCUCGGAGAGUUUGCACAGACCGACAGCUGCUGCCGUAUUCAUGACCACUGCCCUCAUGUCAUCCACGCCUUCUCCUCAAAGUAUGGCCACACUAAUUUCAAGUGGCACUCCAUCUGCCAUUGUGACUGUGAUACUGCGUUGAAAGAUUGUCUGAGGAAAGUCAAUGACACAUCUUCCAGGGUAGUUGGUCAGGCUUUCUUCAAUGUCAUCGGUGUGCCUUGCUUUGAGUUUGCCUAUGAAGAACAAUGUGCAGAGCGGCACUGGUACGGCAUGUGUAAACGAUAUGAGAAGCUGCCCGUUGCUGUGCUGAAAGAGGCGGUCCCGUAUGACUUUGGCGGUAUUGAUGUCAUUGAUGAGCUGACAGUAGCUCCUCCCAAGAAGGAGUCCAAGAAAAGCGAGGAAGAAAAAACAGAGAGUACAGCACAGUCUCCAAUAUCAGGCCCUGAAGAGCCUUCCCUCAGAAACGUUGUCACUGCUGCUGAGGACUUCAUCAAGGUCCUUGCUACUGUCUCCACCUCUCAAAGCUCCACCACCGACUCUGAUAAAGGGGAGUCGCAAAGCUCAGAGAAGAAGAAGAGGAAGAACACAGGGAAGAAGAAGAAAACCACCAAAAAGCAGAAAGGAAAAGGAAAGGGAAAGGGGAGGAAGAGAAAGCAGAAAGCAGAGGCUGUUAAAAUAGAGGAAGGAGCAGUUGUUUCAACAUCUGGCUGCAAAGCAGAAGAAGCCAUUGCUUUAAGUAACUUCAUCUGUGAGGCACGCACACAUGACCAGUCAAGUAGAAACGCAAACAGAGUCAGUGACAGUGAACAUGUGCUCUGGGUAAAAGAAGAGUCCUCCAAUGAAGUCAUGAAAGAUGAACCAGCGAUGGAUAAGGAGACUGUUUCCAUUACAUCAUCUACGAUAAUCCAGAAGAUACCGGCAGAGUCGGACAGAGAUAAGAUGACCACAGAAGAAAUCACCCUUUCUACGCCAACAACAGUGGCAACUGUUCCACAGAAAGCAAACACCAGAAGGCUAAGAAAAGGGAGAAAGAAGAGCAAGAAAAUUCCCCUUCCUUCUUCUGAAGGACUUUUAAUGAGUACAACAGACAACUUAAGUGCCAUUUCUGUCCCCACCAUCAUUACCACAACCCCAGUGGCAAAGCCAGAGCAACAAAGCUUUGGGAGCAACACUGAAAAGCGACCUGUCUUCAUCUCUGCCAGGACCCCCAUUGUAAUCACCAAAGUCAAAAGGAACAGGUCAAAGGAGAGAGGAGACAGAAAGGAGAGGAAAAAAAGGAGGAAAGUCAGCUCAGCUUCUCCCAUUGUGACUGCUGCCCAUGAAAAUUCCUCAGUGGACAAUCUGAAAGUGAUCCCUCUCACUGGGGCUCCCACCGUACCAUCGGUGCCCACCACACAGCGGCAGGUUUCACACAGGCUGGACAUUUAUGGAGGGAAGAUGGCCGUCCAAGUUAAGGCUCAAAACUCCUCCUUUAGCGUUUUGAAAAGGCAAAAGUCAAAAGAGAGAGGACUGAGAAGCAGGAGGAGGAAAACAGUCUCGCCUCUUUCAAACGAAAAUCCUCUUUUUCAUUACAGCUCUGAAAAUGUGCUUCCUGUUCUUCCAACUCCAGAGACGAUUGAUGCUUUAAGCAGCCCUGCAUCCACGGCUGCAAUUAGCAGGCCUACAGAAGAAACAGAUACCCACAGUGAAUGGAGGCUUUUGACCACUAUCACAGCAGCCCCUUCUAUCAUUACGAAACAAUACAGGCAGACAAUCAGAAAACCAAGAAAGGAAGCCUUGCCUGCGGCUCUCAGUGAUGGAGUUUCUAUCCCUAAGACCAAACAAUCACCAAUGACAUUUAUAACCACGCCAUCCAUAGUUGCCUCUACUGAAGAGCUCAAUCUACAGAGGUCUGAGAAGCCCCGCAUGACCACCUCAGCAAUUGUCACCAUGAGUCCAAUUCAGUUAUCUAUUGAGAGAGCAAAAGCACAAUACACCAGGAAGAAGAGAAGGAAAGCAGCACUGUCUAUUAGACAUAAGUGAGUCAUGUGGUGCAAGCAUGGCAGGAUUGGCUAAAGCUGAUGAUACACGGUGCAAUUUGAGCAGUGUUGCUGGGCAAUGUUGCUGGUGGCAAGUCCGACUAUGUUUUGAACAGAUAGUGGCAGGGCGGGUGGCGGAGCGGGGGGGAAGGGGAUUACAGUAGUAAUCUUUACUCAUUACCACUGAUGCUAACAUUGCCCAGCACCAUUGCUCUAAAAGUUGCUCUGUGUAUCAUCAGCUAAAAACUUUAGCAACUUAGCUGGCUAGGCUAGCUCCUGUCAAUCAGAUACACUUGCUACACAAUGUGUUAAAUGCUAUCAAAAGCAUUUACAGUAUAAUCUUUUCUGGUUCAGCAUUUAAAUCAGAUUGACAAAAAUCAUAUUUGAUUGUAAUGUGAGAAUCGUGUUUUGUAAUACUCUAUUGCAUGCAUAUUAAAAUUUCUGAAUGAUUA